GCCUCGGCGCACUCACGCACGCACACACGCAGGCACGCACGCACAGGCACGCGCGCGCGGUACCCCUGGCCGCCCCUCCCCCGCCCGGCCGUGACACCGCCGCGCCCCGCUCGCCCCGUCCUGCCGCCGCCGCGGGACGAGCCGAGGGACACGGUCGCCGCGCCCGAUACCGAGCAGGUCCUGGGCGGGGAGGACACGUGUCCCGGCCCCGAGUACCGAGGCUUUUCUCUUUCCCUUAGCAUUUGACACUGUGUACCAAAGAAAUGGUGAUGGAGAAGCCAAGUCCCCUGCUUGUAGGGCGGGAGUUUGUGAGACAGUACUACACUCUGCUAAAUAAAGCUCCUGACUUCUUGCACAGGUUUUAUGGCAGGAAUUCUUCUUACGUCCAUGGAGGACUGGAUGCCAGUGGGAAACCGCAAGAAGCAGUGUAUGGUCAAGCUGAGAUCCACAAAAAGGUGAUGUCAUUACAGUUCAGCGAAUGCCACACCAAGAUCCGUCAUGUGGAUGCUCAUGCUACGCUGAGUGAUGGAGUGGUUGUGCAAGUCAUGGGCGAGCUGUCGAACAACGGGCAGCCCAUGAGGAAGUUCAUGCAGACUUUUGUGCUUGCUCCAGAAGGCUCUGUUCCAAACAAGUUCUAUGUCCAUAAUGAUAUCUUCAGAUAUGAAGAUGAAGUAUUUGGGGAUUCAGAAGGAGAACUUGACGAAGAGUCUGAGGAAGAGGUGGAAGAGGAGCAGGAGGAAAGACAACCAUCACCUGAACCUGUGCAAGAGAAUGCGAGCAGUACUUACUAUGAAAACCAUCCUGUAACCAAUGGGAUAGAGGAGGCGCUAGAAGAAUCCUCUCAUGAACCUGAGCCGGAACUGGAAACUGAAACAAAAACUGAGGAGCUGAAAGCUGAAGUAGAAGAAAAGACCCUUGAGGAGCUAGAAGAGAAGUCUCCAUCUCCACCUCCUGUAGAACCUGUUUCACUCCCACAAGAACCACCAAAGGCUUUCUCUUGGGCUUCAGUGACCAGUAAAAACCUGCCUCCUAGUGGUACUGUUUCUUCCUCUGGAAUUCCACCCCAUGUUAAAGCACCAGUCUCACAGCCAAGAGUUGAAACUAAACCUGAAGCUCAGUCUCAGCCUCCUCGUGUCCGUGAACAACGUCCCAGGGAAAGACCCGGUUUUCCGCCCCGAGGGCCUCGACCAGGGAGAGGGGACAUGGAACAGAAUGAGUCGGAUAAUCGUCGGAUCAUUCGCUAUCCAGACAGCCACCAGCUCUUUGUUGGGAACUUGCCACAUGAUAUCGAUGAGAGUGAACUGAAGGGGUUCUUCAUGAGCUUUGGAAAUGUGGUAGAACUUCGCAUCAAUACUAAAGGAGUGGGAGGAAAACUGCCCAAUUUUGGUUUCGUGGUAUUUGACGAUUCUGAGCCGGUCCAGCGAAUUUUAGUUGCAAAACCUAUUAUGUUCCGGGGUGAGGUGCGCUUGAACGUAGAAGAGAAAAAAACAAGAGCUGCUCGUGAGCGAGAAACCCGAGGCGGAGGCGACGACCGUAGGGAUAUUCGGCGCAAUGAUAGAGGCCCUGGGGGUCCCCGUGGAAUAGUGGGUGGUGGCAUGAUGCGAGACCGUGACGGAAGAGGACCCCCUCCGAGAGGCGGCAUGGCGCAGAAGCUCGGCUCCGGACGAGGCACUGGGCAGAUGGAAGGCCGCUUCACCGGACAGCGUCGCUGAGCCCUCCGCUGCGGGCAGCCCGUCUUGGCAGUGGUACAUUAUCCAUCGUGUUUGCAUUCUUGUUAAUUUUUUUUUUUUGGCUUUGGAAUGUGACACAGCCCUUCUGGUCAUUUCUUUGAUGUGAAAGCAUCCUUUGGUUUCCAGUUUAAAUUGAGGUGGACGUUCUUUCCCCAGUUUCACAACAGGAGUCACGCUGUUAAUUUAUAAAUGUAGACUUGGAGAAUUGAGGACUGGAAAAAAAGAAAAAAAAAAAAAGAAAAGACAAAAAAAGACCGGUUAACUAUCUGCAACAAAAGUGAACUAAAGGACAUGCCCACUAGAAUUCAGGUCCUUUCAGUCCAAAACCCUCUGCUGCACAUUUUGUGUAAGUGUUCCUGUUUCUGCCUAUUACUGUUGGAAACACAAGUAGUGCAAUCUGUGCAAUUGGAGAAGCUUGCCUCUUUUUUUUUUGUCCUUCUUAGAACACUUGGCUCCAAACAAACUCGUGUUUACGCACUCAUCCAAAUGCACUAAUGGGUACUCUGGACUCAUUUAUACUGACAGCUGCAGGAGGCAUCGGAGGGAAAGACCUUCAUCCUCUUCCUCAGACAGAAUAGCUUGGGAAACGAUGCGGGCAUCUGAUCUGCUUGCUGUGACCAACAUGUACACACACAAACCUUAAUAAGACUAUGAGUUUAUUCCAGAAGGAAUCCAUUUAGCUGUAAACUAAGCAGAACCCCGAGUUUCAAAGUUGUAGCCCUGAGUACACAACAGGUUUGAUAGCUCACGUCCGAUUUUUCUACCUGCCCCUCUUCAGUACAGGGAUGGCUGCUCAACACACUCCUCCUUCCCCUCGCCCCUUCGAUAAGCAUUGUACAGUGAAAUUUGUCUUGACUGUAUUUGAGUUCUCUGGUAAUGUAAUAAGCAUGAUGGUGCCUUCUCUGAAUACAUCAUUCCAGUCUUGCUGGUGAUUUUGUACAGUAUAGUGUAUGAAUUACUGUGCUGCAAAGCCGAUCGGCUGCAAAGCAUUUAAAGGAAAUUGUGGAAAAAUUGUAUUAAAAAAAACCCCAAUUGCAGUAUCUUUCAAUCAGUAAACGUUGCUGAAAUGAUCAUCCACCUUGCUCGUCACUUCACAAGUUCGCCUGGUUUUUUGCAGAGGGGGGGAAGGGAGGAAGAAGGCAUCGAGCAGUGUCCAGGUUGCCUCUUCUCUUUAAACAGAGUUACAGAAAAUGGAGUUGACAUCUCCCUUGGACACGCAUUUCAGAAGUCAGUCAGGAACGGUGGAUGAUUUUGGCCAGCUCAGAAUGGGUAGAACUGAGCAUCCUUGGUGAGGGUGAGCUUAUCAAACGAGGAUACUGCAAUUUCCCGAGAACCAAACAGCAGCUCUUAAGCAUUUGCAUUUUUCCAGUUGCACUUUCUUAAAAACUCUUAACUCGUUUUGCACAUAACUCUCAGCUGAAGUUGACACUCACAUGGCUCUGGACCGAAGGCUUGGAAGGAGACACCCUCUCGUGCAGCUGACUGGUGGGUUUCCAGUGCAGAGGUCUGCUUCCAGAUGACAUUCUGGAGCGCGUUCCGAGGUGGGGGUGUGAAAGUGUAAAGCUGCUGCUGCUGCUGGGCACGGAAGACCUCCCUCCCAUCAGCCAACUGCCACGUCAAGCAGAAGCAUAGGGCAGCACAGCAGCUUUGCCCUGCAUUAUGCAAUCAGCUGCUGGUUUUCACUUAAGUUGGAAGAUUUUGCACAUAUUUCUCUGAGACGUUAGGCCAAGUGAAGCAGCGUCUGUGUUUUCUCCCAGACAUGAGGUCUUCUGUGUUCAGUGGUAAGUCUUGCACUAUUUUCAUACACUUUUUUUCCCCGGGGCACAUUUCUACCAGUUUCCAUGUCCAUAUUCCAGUUUUCUGUUGAAGGUCUCACAUUUUCAGCUGUUACCUGGAGGUCUGUGGUACUUGAACCCGCUCGCCACGCACCA
Messenger RNA from Strigops habroptila (Kakapo), 3661 nucleotides. RefSeq names its product G3BP stress granule assembly factor 2 (gene G3BP2). Gene Ontology annotation, cellular component: cytosol; ribonucleoprotein complex. Lineage: Eukaryota; Metazoa; Chordata; Aves; Psittaciformes; Psittacidae. The record is from RefSeq and is a predicted model, not a curated record. Gene Ontology annotation, molecular function: mRNA binding. The transcript has 12 exons. Bases 264 to 1712 code for a protein of 482 amino acids.